Messenger RNA from Liolophura sinensis, 4437 nucleotides. RefSeq names its product WD repeat-containing protein 26-like. Gene Ontology annotation, biological process: proteasome-mediated ubiquitin-dependent protein catabolic process. The record is from RefSeq and is a predicted model, not a curated record. Lineage: Eukaryota; Metazoa; Mollusca; Polyplacophora; Chitonida; Chitonidae. Gene Ontology annotation, molecular function: protein binding. Gene Ontology annotation, cellular component: GID complex.
UUGGUGUAUCGGGACAAGGCAGCUAAAGCAGGCUGGAGUGUUUUGCAUUAAAAUUUCGCUGUGGAUUUGUAUGAUUUUGGAAAUACAAAUCACAGCAAACCUGAAGCAAGCCUGGCCUCGUCGUCCGAAUCGGAAGACGGUGGAGUUUCUCCGCCACCGCGUAAAAAGCAACGACUAUCAGCUGGUACCAUGCAGACUAAUGGCUGCCCACAGCACAAUGGAGAAGCCAGGCAGAGUCCCACGACUUCCCAGCAAAACGGGGCCUGUUCUGCAGCAGCUAAUGGGACGAUGAACGGAGAAACAGAAAAAUCCACAUCAACUAGACCAAUGUCAAGAGUUGACCAAGACAUAGUCCGGUUGAUCGGCCAGCAUUUGAGGGGACUGGGCUUGAACCGCACAGCAGAGCAGCUGAUAGCUGAGUCAGGAUGUAUGCUAGAACACACUGCCGCCGCCAAAUUCCGGGUCCACAUCUUGGAUGGAGACUGGGAAAAGGCAGAUUCAGAUCUGAAUGAGCUCAAAUCUCUAGUGGAGUGUUCACAGGGCAUCUUGAAAAUGCGUUUCUUGCUGCUGGAACAGAAGUAUUUAGAACACCUUGAAGAUGGGAAGGUGAUGGAAGCACUGCACUGUCUACGUCAUGAGCUCACACCCCUCAGAUACAACACAGAGAGAGUUCAUGAACUCAGCUCCUAUAUGAUGUGUAGUGACCCUCAGGCUUUAAGGGAGAUGGCCAACUGGGAAGGAAAAGGCCUCAAUUCUAGACAAGUAGUCAUUGAAAAACUUCAAGCAUUCUUACCACCGUCAGUGAUGUUGCCCCCACGUCGCCUCCUUACCCUCUUAAACCAGGCUGUAGAGCUGCAGAAGGACAGGUGCCCCUAUCACAACACCAAGUGUGACAACAACCUGGACUCAGUCUCCCUCCUCAUAGACCAUGUCUGUAACAAAGACCAAUUUCCAUGCAAUACCAUUAGAGUUUUAAACGACCACUGUGAUGAGGUUUGGUUCUGUCGCUUCUCACCAGACGGUAGUAAGUUAGCCACAGGCUCAAAAGAUGGCACAGUCAUUAUCUGGGACAUAGACCAAGAGACACAUGAUCUGAGACAUAAAAGGACCUGUGAGGGUCAUUCCUAUGGUGUGUCAUAUUUAGCCUGGAGUCCAGAUAGCACUUUUAUCAUAGCCUGUGGACCAGACGAUUGCUCCGAGCUCUGGCUAUGGAAUGUAGAGACUGGGGAACUUAAAGUUAAAAUGAGUCAGUCUCCGGAAGACAGUCUGACCAGUGCAGCCUGGCAUGCAGAUGGCAAGAAGUUUGUCACUGGUGGCACGAGAGGACAGUUUUAUCAAUGUGACUUAGAUGGUAAUGUUUUAGAUAAUUAAGGUGUGCGAGUCCAGUGCCUGGCUUGUCAGAACGAUGGCAAGACAGUGUUAGCUGCUGACACACAUCAUCGCAUUCGGGGAUAUAACUUCGAUGAAUUUUCAGACACUAAUUUAAUACAAGAGGACCAUCCUGUCAUGUCUUUCACUGUGAAUGAAGCGGGCAGACUAGCAUUGCUGAAUGUAGCAACUCAGGGUGUUCAUUUGUGGGAUAUAAAGGAUCGAUGUUUAGUUCGGAAGUUUCAGGGCGUUACCCAGGGAUAUUACGCCAUUCACUCUUGCUUUGGCGGCCUCAAUCAAGACUUCAUUGCCAGUGGCAGUGAAGAUCAUAAAGUAUAUAUUUGGCACUUAAGACGUGAAAUGCCAAUUGCCAUUCUGGAGGGUCACACGCGGACAGUUAACAGUGUACACUGGAAUCCUCAGAUCCCCAGCAUGGUGGCCUCUGCCUCAGAUGACGGCACUGUGCGGAUAUGGGGGCCUAUAGAUAAAUCCAGUUUAGCCAAUGAAAAUGAGUCCGGUAGGAGCACACCAGUAUAGCAGAAGGCUGGAAUAGAGACAGAACUUUACAUACCAACUAUAAAUAUAUUCUAUAUGUCUUGAGUAUAUAUUGUACAUAAAGCAAUCCAGGAGUGAAAGCCUCUCUAAUGGACUUUGUACUAUGAGGAUAACAAUAAACACAGUUGAGUUUUAAACAACCUUUGAAGGAGACCACCACACUUGAUCAAGAAAACAAUGCAAACUUCAACAGUAGGCAAAUGAAAGAAAACUGUGUGACAGUCAAGAAAUGUAGUGAUUUAAAUGUCUGCAUCUGCCAGCUUAUCAGAUUUUAGUGUAGGCUGAAGUGUUUUUUACUGGGGUUAGAAAUUUGGGGAUAUUACAUAUAAUUACAUAAAGAUGGAUCAAGGAAGAAAAACACGGCAUAAUUCCAACGUCCUGUUCUUAGAUCAAUCAUGUGACUGCUAGAAGCGUGACCAGUGUUAGUAUAUCACUGAUGUUACAGAAAGCAGACUGAACUGUUUUUGAUUACCUGCAAUUAAUGUUUAUCAAGGACAACAUGAACAAUACAUAUAGGCCACUACAUGGGAUGCUUACAGUGAAAUCAUGAAAAAAUACUGCGCACCACUGCCAUGCAUAAACUGGAGUUUAUGAGAGUGCGUAUUGAAACAGAAUGAAACAUAUUAUUACGGUUUGAUAAGUAUCGUAAUGUUUCUGUUUAAACAAUUUCAGCUUGCUCUGAAACCUGGCAGUUAUAUUUUUUAGUUCCUUACUCUGUCAUUUCAUUAACAUGAAAAUCUUAAUUGCAUUAAUUUUUCUGAUAUGUUCUGCAGCAUAUAAAGGAGAUUGGAUUUCUACAUUUAGCUGUUCCAGGAAACCUACUCUAUAUUUGUGAGUGCUGCAAAAUGGAAGUCUUGGCAUAAGAUCCUUCAGUACACUUACAUGCUUCACACAUGGUCCUUUUACAUCAAAAGUUUUGAAAAGAUUAUUUUCUCAUUUUCUUUGUGGAAGCAGAUUCUGUCAGCAGAGAGGAGUAAUUUUGGCUCACACCAAAUGUGUCUGCGUGUAUUAAGACAAUGUCCUAUUUCCAUAUACAUGUAUGUAUUAGUCAGUGACAGAAAUCUUUACUCUAGUGUACUGACUCCGUGCCAAGUGGCCUUUUUGUAUUCAUUUUCUAAUUAAUUUGGCAGUUAGUAGAAUGGUCUGUAUCUUUGGGAGAUAUGGUGCCGUCUUUGUUUUCAUUUGCACUUUAUGUUUAUUCAUCUCGUCAUAUUUAUGUACAACCAUUUCUACCAAUGUUCACGCGUGAAGUUGACCCAGUGUGAUUCAUGUCCCACCAGUUCACUCUUGCCCUGAACAUAAACAGAACACUAUCAACUAUUGCCUACUGUUAUGCUGCAGUAGCAUUGUUACAAAAUAUGCAUUCCGUUAUAUGCAAAGUGCCAAUUUGUCUGUGGAAUUAAGAACAUCAUAGAUCGUACAUGUCAGUCUACCCAUUUUGGAUAUGUACAUGUAAUGUAUUACUUACCUAUGUGACUUAGAUGGGCCUACAACAUUUUAGGGUAGAUUAUGUCAAGUGGACAAGUUUAUGUGCAUAUUAAUAAUUAGAUUAUUGCUUUUUCACAGCUACAGAGGUCUUGAAAAAUGCUUAUUCCUUUCAAGGGUGUGCCAUGGUUAAAGAUUUUACUGGAAAAAGAAAUGGCCAGAUUUCUUAUCUAAUAUAUUCAUACACAAUAAUUCUUUAUUCCAUUGAUGGAAAAUUUUACGAUACACAGCGAGAUAAAUAAUCACACAAACAAAUUUGAAGAUCAUCAUUUUAAUGUGUAACAUAAUUGUCAUUUACGGAUAUUACACUUAACAUUUAUUGAGAUUUGUUUUGAUAAGUGUUAAAGGUUAGAGUGCUUGUACAUGCAGGCCUACAAUCCAAAUGUGGUCAUGUCCCUAAAGAAGCAGGACCUCAAGUUUAGGGGAAUGUACAAAUGUGGAUGUAUUUAUGAACCUAGUACAACAAGGGACAUAUGAAGAUACAUACAUGCCUCAUAGCAGAUCUAAAAAUUAGCUGUGUUGCAGCAGUCUGAAGAGCAAGUGUAAAGUAAUAAUGCAAGCCUACAGUGUUUUUCAAUGAAGUUUCUAAUGGUCUAAAGGUUAUUAUUUAAACUGAGUGUAGAAAUAAUCCAUACCUGAUCCAAAGUGAAUUAACAGAAGUUUGCAUAUAGACAAAUCUUUCAAAUGAAAGCAGUUCUAAAGAACUAAAAAUAGCUAGCUUUGACUGAAAAAAUGUUCUGAUAUUUUUUUAUGUAUUCGUUUAAAAAAGCUGAAAAAGAAAAACCGUACCAGAUUUCUUGAUUUUCUUCUAGGUCAAGGUAAUUGCAGAGUAAGUAAAAACAAUAGUGCUAAAAGCUUUAUGAGUAUCUUAAAAUACCUAAAGCUGACAACAGACAGCUAGAGGUAUAAGUCCAAGGACAGUGCCUAAGCUAUUAUCCACCAUCGGUACAUCAAGUGAAUCAAACACACACACCUUAGCCAAACUGAAAGUGCUUUGUCUCCUUCCCUUAGAUUCUAUCAUUUGUUCCU